AUGAUUCGACGACGAUUACAACGUCGAACGGAAGUUGAGGAGACGCCAGGAAAACGCCCGAGAGUGUCGUCCCUGGUGAAAGCGGGCAGCAGUAGUGUUGAUGGAACGUCAGUACAACAUACUGACAUUGUCGAUGAACAGGAAGCAGUCGAAAAAAUUCGAGGUUGUAAGCUGAAUUUUCAUUUCAAAAGACAGAAAUCAGAAGCUUGCGCAGCAAAUGCAGAACUCGUAUUGAGUGACUCGAUAACAAUGGCUGUACGUAGAAGAGUGCAUGUCGUCAGUAAAUCAGCUGUUCACGCUAGCUUACUUGCCGAUCUUGAAAAGCGGUUUGGGCCCAUGGAUCCGAGCCGGCAUUUACAGCUUCUCAAUAUUACAUCUUAUACGGGUGGAUUGACAAAAGUCGAGAACGUUUGGCAGCUAAACAAUUUUAUACAUAGAUGUCAUGCACAGCCUGUACAGGACUUUCCAUGGCUGGAAGUCAGAGAAAUGCCUACGAUCAAAGGACGAGGUGUUUUCGCUAAGGUAGACAUCGCUAAAGGAAUGGCUGUUGCUGAUUAUCGUGGUUACCGUGGAUUGACGGAAGACGUUUUGAAGCCUUACAAUAAGGGACUUGCUGAAGAGAACGCCACAAAGUUGCCAAAUAUUGGAUGGGAGUGGAAGGAAGCGAUUGCAAUUACAUCGUACUUGCUCACUGCGACUCGUAUAAAGUAA
Messenger RNA from Cylicocyclus nassatus, 711 nucleotides. The record is from the annotation of a GenBank genome assembly. Lineage: Eukaryota; Metazoa; Nematoda; Chromadorea; Rhabditida; Strongylidae.